AUGUUUAACACUACGACAACUGCCUUCUAUCAUCCAACCGAUGGUCAAAAGAGUUACUUUAACAACUUUAGCACAUCAAUAUCUUCUUCACUGCUGCACUCCUCUCUCGUCCUACUUCCACUAAGUAAGAUAUUUGGGAGUAACUCUACUAGUGUGACAAAACCCUCUAACAACGCUAGCGACUCUACCAACAACUCCGAAAUACCUCCAGCACAGCCAACAGAAGAACAAACUACCACCGAACCUAUAAUAACGUCCAUACCGUCCACUCAAUCUUCCCCAUCCCAACCUCAAAAGCGUUCUUCUCGUCGCACUCAACGUCACUCUUUCCCCUCUUCGCUAUCUAUUUCUGCCGCUAUCUCUUCAAGCAUGGGCAAUAUUCUUCCUUCUACAUCAAAUAACGUCAUUACACCUUCAACAACCCUGAAUCAAUACUCCCAUGCAAUGAGAAAGAAGAAACCGGCAAACAAAUUGAACAGAAAGAAGAUCGAUUCAGCAAUUACCUUGUCUGCUAUUGCUGUCGAAGAGGACAGUCAGGGAAAUUAUAAAUGUGCUACCGACUUGUAUCUAUCUGCUUUGGAGGAUAUGUUGUAUGCUCUACCAGUCCAAGCCGACCCGGUCCGCCAAGAAGCGCUGCGCAAAAAGCUGUUGGCCUUCCUUUCAGACACGGGCAUGUCAGACGAAUUCGCUCUACCGUCAACGCCUCCCAAACACGGCCGCUCCAACUCUGAUCCCACCCAUCUCUCUCUCCACUCUUCUUCAUCAUCGUCGACAACAACAGCUACUACUCGAUCCAGAGUUUCUGAUCAAAUAAUCAAUGCGGCAAUCAAUGGUGCCGUCGCUCUCAAACAGUCUCCUAUUCCCGAUGCCAUUUCGGCUACUGUCAAUUACACAAUGAAGAAGAUCAAAAACAUUGACGAAACCUAUGGGUUACAGGAGAAAGCAUGGGAGAUUAGCAGAUCGGGGAUUAAUCUCGCGUUGGAGAUAGAUCAACAGUAUAACGUUCAUGAAAAGGUUGGCAAUGCAUUAUUUACAGGAAUAGCUGCUGCUAUGAAGGCAGGCAUCGCAUACAAGGAUUCUCCCGGAUAUAAAGAGGUGAAGAGGAUGAGAAUGGAGUAUUGUAACGGCAAGGAAAGAAUUAUCGAGCAGAAUGGUACGACAAAGGAUCUCUGCGAUUAA
Paraglomus brasilianum is the source of this 1179-nucleotide messenger RNA. The record is from the annotation of a GenBank genome assembly. Lineage: Eukaryota; Fungi; Glomeromycota; Glomeromycetes; Paraglomerales; Paraglomeraceae.